Molecule: messenger RNA, 774 nt
Organism: Suillus fuscotomentosus
Lineage: Eukaryota; Fungi; Basidiomycota; Agaricomycetes; Boletales; Suillaceae
Exons: 2
Coding region: 1-774 (257 amino acids)
Source: RefSeq, a predicted model, not a curated record
AUGUCCCAGAGCCCAAAUGAUUAUCUCCGGGAGUGGAAAUUUCGGACAAACGAUUAUCUUAGAAUCCUUCAUGAACGAGAGGCUCCACCCGAAGACAAAACAUGCUGCACAUGUGGCUCCGAGUUCCCUGCGUAUAGGUGCUACGACUGCCUCGGCAACCCGGUAUUUUGUCUGAAGUGUUGCAGAGAUGAGCACCGGAGACUGCCUUUCCAUGAGAUAGGCAAAUGGAAUGGAGGAUUUUUCGAGGAAACGUCUCUGACCAAGAUUGAUAUGGAAAUUUAUCUUGGGCAUCAGGGAAUGCCUUGUCCAGCACUUGGGGAUAUCCAUGAAUGGGAGGACACCGACGAGCCCAUAUAUCAACCGGCAGAGGACUUCCCUACCAUACUCGAGCCACCAUUCUUGAACCGCAAGCAAUGCAUCACAAUCGUUGACAAGUCCGGAGUCCAUUCUAUCAUGAUAAGGUUUUGUCAAUGUCCGAAUGCUUGCACACCUGAUAAGCAAUUAUUCGAGAUGGCCAUGUUUCCGGCAUCCUUCACCCGACCCAAGACUGCGUUUACCUUUCCAGUGCUGGAUGGUUUCGCAUUGGACAACUUGGAAUGCAGAACUUCGGCAAUGAAUUACUACAACAAAUUGAGAAGAAUGACGUCCAGUAUAUUUCCGCAUCUAGUCCCGGAUCGUUACAGAGAAUUAAUGAGAGUGGCACGGCAAUGGCGACAGCUGACACAUAUUACAGUGACCUAUUUCCGUAUAAUACGAGGGAACGGACGUGCAUAA